CUAAACUUGAUUGAAGCUCGAAGCGGUCCUUCCACGAUGUCAAGGACUGGUUGUUGCUUCAUUGCUGCUCUUUUGUUCUGUGCCAAGCAGCCAAGCAGCCGUUCCAGCCGCAACAAGGCGAAGCAAGCGACGACGAUGACGACGACGCACCUGCUGCACCUCGAUCUCAGCACAAGAGGUGUCGGCUUUACCAUUGCUGGAGGCACAGACAACCCGACUCCACAAGGGAACACGGACCUUGUGAUCCAGCACGUCCAUGAGGAUGGGGCGGCCAAGGCGGCGGGACUCCAAGUUGGCGACAGGCUGCUGGCGGUGAAUGGCAAGUGCUUGCUUGACCUCAACCACACAACGGCUGUCGAUCUCAUCAGGGACGCCAUUUCCGCUCAGUUCGUGACGCUGUGGAUAUCGCGGAAGCACAGCCACAGUGAUAGCGAUGAAGACACGGCGUCAGACAAUCUCAAUGCCUCGCCUUAUGCCACGACAUCCCCCACAACCACAACCACAACCACCGCCACAACCACGGCGGAAACCCCGGCAACCGCAACAACAGCAACAGAGGCAGCGGCAGCGGCGAAGACAGCCAGUCGCCGGCAUGCACGGUGCAGCAAGUGCGACGCGAGCACAGAUGGUGGCACUGGGCUGGACAUGUCGCUGUGUCGGGAGCGAUGGCGCAUGGCUCGACGUGCGUACCGCAAGCACGAUCCUGAGCUGUCUCGCCUCGCACAUGAGCUCGACACCAACCCAGAGCUUCACAAAGCGGAUGAGGGGCAAUACAUCAAGGCGGCCGUGUUUGGCGGGCUGGACGGCAUCAUCACCACCUUUGCCACCGUCGCCUCCGUUACCGGCGCAAACCUCUCCAUCGGCGUCGUCAUCAUCAUGGGCUUUGCGAACCUGAUCGGAGACGGGCUAUCCAUGGGUGUGGGCGAAUAUCUGAGCGCACAGUCUGAGCUGCAGUAUGCCGUGUCGGAGCGCAACAGAGAGGAGUGGGAGUUUGACAACAACCCGUCUGGGGAAGUGAGAGAGAUGCUGGAGCUGUAUCGCAAGCGCGGGUUUUCCACACAGGACGCCAUGCAGGCCAUCAGCGUCAUGGUGCAGCACCCAGACUUCUUCAUCGACCACAUGAUGGUGGAGGAGUUGGGGCUCAUGCCGCCAGACACGAGCGUCUCACCCGCACGCAAGGGCCUGGUCAUGUUCACAGCAUUCGUCGUUUUUGGUCUCAUCCCCCUCCUCUCGUAUCUGGUGCUGAGCAGCAUCAGUUUUGGAGGGCACAAGAACAGCGUGCUGUUUGGGAUUGCGUGUGCGUUGACGGCAUUGGCGCUGUUCACGCUGGGUGCUGUCAAGAGCCGCUACAUCGGCCAGCGGUGGUACGUGAGCGGGCUCACCAUGCUUGCCAACGGCAGCGUCGCUGCGACAGCAGCCUUUCUCGUCGGCUACGGACUUGACUUUGUAGUCUCGGACACAGAGUGUUAAGCGAGUGGGCGCAAAGGUACAGGUUACAGAAAACACACACACACACACCUACACACACACACACACACACUCUCUCUCUCUCUCACACACACACACACACACAAACACCAACACACACCAACACACACACACACACACACACACACACAC
This is a messenger RNA of Salpingoeca rosetta, 1620 nucleotides long. Its product is annotated as vacuolar iron family transporter. The record is from RefSeq and is a predicted model, not a curated record. Gene Ontology annotation, molecular function: iron ion transmembrane transporter activity; protein binding; manganese ion transmembrane transporter activity. The transcript has 6 exons. Gene Ontology annotation, biological process: intracellular manganese ion homeostasis. Gene Ontology annotation, cellular component: membrane. Bases 37 to 1470 code for a protein of 477 amino acids. NCBI's taxonomy places the organism in Eukaryota, Choanoflagellata, Craspedida, Salpingoecidae.